GAGUAGCAUGAUAGAAUGUCUUAUGUUUGGUAUAUCAAUUUUUAAAUUGGAUGACUAAAUCUCGCCCUAAUUUUACUACUAUUGCCCUAACUUUUAAAUGGGAGUCUGUUUGUUAAGAUUAAAAUAUCUGUUAAUAAUAAAAAGAAUUGGAGGAUAAGAAAGUAAUUUCAAAUUUUAAAUUAAGAGGAAUAUAGAAAAUUAGGGCGACAAUUAGCAAUCCUCUUUUUAAAAGGCGAAAUUGUUGAUAAAUCAAAUUUAAAAGACUAAUUAAUUAGUUAAUAAUCCAAAAUUUUAGUAAUUGCUCUAGUAGGUCUCAUCUUAAUUUUGAUCUAGAGUCGAACAAAAACAAAAACCGUGGGUUUGUCUGUGUGAUUUUCUGGGGUUGAAAAAAGUCUUACAAAAAAUGGAAGCUUUUAUGAGAACAUAAGAGAAAAGGAGAACAAAAGAAGCAAAAUACAUCGAGAAGAGUAGGAAGAAAAAAAAAACUCAUCUAUCGAGACACAACCCACUAGCCAGCGAGCAGCAUCCUGGAAUACCCAGAAUUUCCUUAUUCUUCCACUUUCCUUUCCGGUCUCUUAAUCUCUAUCCGAUUCUUCACUCUCCCGAGCAAUUGAACUUUCUCUCUCUGUUUCCAUCUAUCUCAGGUACAUGUGUGUGUAUCGAUUGAUUGUUCGUCGCCUUUUUCUGCUUUCCCCUUUUUUAUCUGGGAUUUCACCUUUCCUUUUUGUUAGCUCCAUGAUUGGAAAUGGGAAUCUGGUACUUUUCCCCAUCGUUUGUGGUAUUGGGUUGAUGAGUAAUUAUUGGGUUUUCUGUUUUUGGAUUUUGUUUCUGUUGAUUGCAGGUGCUUUUGGCUCUUCAGAUCAUUACCCAGAUCUCGUUUCCGUCUGAUCCACUUCAAAUUGGUUCAACAGUGGAAAUCAGCGGAGCUCAAGAAGAAAUAUAAUACAGCAAGGCGAGAUAGAGGACGGAGAGGUGAUGGAAUUGUUUUAGAUUUGCUUAAGUUUUCCUUGCCUUCAAUAUGAUCAAUUGCUGGUUGUUCUGAUAUUUCAUAGUAUGCUGGUUUGUUCUUUCAGAAUUCUGGUGCCAUUGAAGCACAGAAACAUGUUUAUGAUUGUUUGGGGGAGACAAAAUUGAUUGAUUGACCUUUUUCUUGCUCUGGGGAUCUUAAAUUGAGAGAUAUAUCUUGCCUGGAAAUGGAGUUUUCUGAAGCAAUGUGGUGUAGCAACUCGGUUGGAGGUAUGUUCAUACCUUAGGAAGGGUCUUUGCCUCACUGGUUGGAAUUCACUUUCUCUCUCGAAAUGGGUGUUAUUGGUAGUAGUAAGAGGAAUCAGUUGGUUAUAGAGUGUUGAUAACUACUCGGUCUAGAGUCAACCCGAAAGACGGAAUUCUGCUGCAAACUUGAGCUAUGAUCAAACAGUUCCUCAAUAGGCUCCCUAGGAAGCCAAAGUCGUCCGACCAUCGUGAUGGAGGAGGAGGAACUUCUACCUCAUCAAACACUUCCACUAGCUCGAGAACCAACGAUUUCACAAACAACCGAUACGGUGGAGGACCAAAUGCCACAUCUUCACCUGCUGUGAAUUCUAAUCCGGCUCACGGUUCAAAUUACAGCAACAAGCUCUCCCUGCCUGUAAAGCCGAAUGGUAAUCAACCUUCAUACGAGGCUCUGCCUAGCUUCCGCGAAGUUCCAAAUGCAGAGAAGCAGAACUUAUUCAUCAGAAAGGUGAUCUUAUGUUCUGUCAUUUUCGAUUUCACUGAUCCUACUAAGAACCUCAAGGAAAAGGACAUCAAGAGACAGACAUUGGUAGAGCUUGUGGACUAUAUUUCCUCUGCCAGCGCAAAGUUUCCUGAGAUAGUCAUACAAGAACUCAUCAGAAUGGUCUCUCUAAAUCUGUUUAGACCACUCACUUCUCCACCUCGUGAGAACAAAGCAUUGGAAGCUUUUGACGUUGAAGAGGAAGAGCCGUCCAUGGACCCUGCAUGGCCCCACUUGCAAGUCGUGUAUGAAUUGUUAUUAAGGUUUGUGGCAUCACCUGAAACUGAUGCAAAACUAGCUAAACGGUAUGUUGAUCACUCUUUUGUACUAAGGUUGCUCGAUCUCUUUGAUUCGGAGGACCCAAGAGAAAGGGAGUAUUUGAAAACGGUCCUGCAUCGAAUCUAUGGGAAAUUCAUGGUGCACAGGCCCUUCAUUAGGAAGGCAAUCAACAACAUCUUCUACCGGUUCAUAUUUGAGACGGAGAAGCACAAUGGGAUCGCCGAGCUGUUGGAGAUUUUGGGGAGCAUCAUCAAUGGCUUUGCGUUACCUCUUAAGGAAGAGCACAAGUUGUUUCUAGUUAGAGCUCUUAUUCCGUUGCAUAAACCAAAGUGCUUGCCGAUGUACCACCAGCAGUUGUCAUACUGCAUAACGCAAUUUGUUGAGAAAGACUGCAAGCUUGCUGAUACUGUGAUUAGGGGUUUGCUGAAAUAUUGGCCAGUUACAAAUAGUGCUAAAGAAGUAAUGUUCUUGAGUGAACUGGAGGAGGUUCUGGAAGCUACUCAGCCUGCAGAGUUUCAACGUUGCAUGGUGCCUUUGUUUCGCCAGAUUAGUCGGUGCUUGAGCAGUUCCCACUUUCAGGUGGCAGAAAGGGCCUUGUUCUUAUGGAACAACGAUCAUGUGGAGAACCUAAUCAAACAGAACCGAAAGAUCAUACUGCCCAUCAUCUUCCCUUCCUUGGAGAGGAACGCCAGGCGCCACUGGAACCAGGCUGUGCAAAGCCUGACGCUGAAUGUCAGGAAGAUAUUCUCCGACGCUGAUCCGGAGCUCUUCGAAGAAUGCUUGCUCAAGUUCCAGGAAGACGAAGCGCGAGAGGACGAGAUCAAGUCGAGACGGGAAACCACGUGGAAACGCCUCGAAGAGAUUGCUGCCAUGAAAGCUUCAUCUAGCAACCAGCCGGUGUUGGUCUCUCCUAGAACCUCAGCAAAGCUCAUGGUUACAAGCUAGCUAAAAGAAUCAUUGAAGAUCUUACUAUGUUUUGAGCCACUAUACGAGGGACAACAAGAUGAUAUUCAGGUGGAAAGUUCUUUCAUUUGAAUAUGAAUCAUCUGCCCACUUGCAUGGAACCAGCAUAUGUGAAGAGGGUUGACAUUAGAAAAAUGGGGAGGAAGGGGCUUUCUUGAGAGCUUGAAACUCGAUUCCAUUCUGUAUAAUUCGGUGUAUAUUGAUUUUUGGUUUGAAUGAGAAGCUUGGAAAUUAAGUUUCCACCUUUGUUUAACACAACCAAGAAUUUCAUGCUUUAAUAUAAAUCAUGCAUGGUU
This is a messenger RNA of Linum trigynum, 3291 nucleotides long. The record is from the annotation of a GenBank genome assembly. NCBI's taxonomy places the organism in Eukaryota, Viridiplantae, Streptophyta, Magnoliopsida, Malpighiales, Linaceae.